AUGUCCCACCUCUACGACCUCGACGGCGACGGCUACUACGACACGGCCACCUAUGACGGCAGCACCGGCUAUUACGAGGACCCGUACGCCUACUCGGACGUCGGCGGACUCGGCGGCGGCAUCUACGACGACUACGGCAGGCACUCGAGCGGGUACGAGGGCGUGGGCGAGAUGUGGGGCUACGGCGACGCGUACCCGGACCUGUACGACUACACGUCGUUCGUCGACGAAACGAUGGGCCUGUACGACGCGUGGGGCGACGACAGCUGGGACCAGGGCCAGUACGCGCUCGCCGACCUCAUGCACUUUCAGCACCAGCUCGAGCUCGACUACGCCCUCGACGAGUCGGAGCGCCUGCGCCGGUGGGAGGAGCGCCUCGCGUGGGAGCAGUUGAGCGACGCCGAGCGCGGCCUGCGCUACAGCGAAUACGCGUCGAUGGGCGCGCUCGGGACGCUCGGGCUCGCGAGCGGGUGGUGGGGGAGGAGGUACGGCGGCGUGAGCCAUGACCUGAGCUACCUGCGCCAGGUGCCGGUCCAGCGAGGACUGUUCGCGCCGCAGUACCGCUCGUCCUUCUCUCGCUUCCCUUCUCUCGCCCGCCAGUACUCGCCCUACUUCUCGCCGCAGCGCCUGCGCGCGUUCGGCGGCGCCGCCGGCAGCAGGAUGGCGCUCGGCGGCGUCGGAGGCAUGCCCAUUAACCCGAGGUCGAGCGCGCCGUACCACUCGCAGCGGCUGUCGCUGUCGAGCGGGCCCGGGCUGAGCUUGCGCGAGCAGGAGCUCAGGAGCCGGCUCCGAGUCGCCGAGAUGAGGGCGUCCCUUACCGGUCUCGCGCCCGCCCAACGCGCGAGAGCGCUCGACGACGCCCGCCAGCUUCGCGCCCAGCUCAACGCCGAGUCGCGCGCCGCACGCUCUAUCGACCGUGCCGAGCGACGCUCAGACGCCGUACUUGCGGCGCAGGAAGUCGAGGCGGAGCGGGCCGCGCUGCGCGACGAGGUCGAGGAGCAGAGGGGGAUCGCAAGACUCGAGCGGGCAGCGGGCGACCUCAUCAGGCCCAUGCUCGGCGGCUACGGCGCGGGCGCAGGAUACGGUCAGGGCGGAGGAGGCGCGUUCUACUGA
Rhodotorula graminis WP1 is the source of this 1113-nucleotide messenger RNA. RefSeq lists its product as uncharacterized. The transcript is spliced from 5 exons. Bases 1 to 1113 code for a protein of 370 amino acids. NCBI's taxonomy places the organism in Eukaryota, Fungi, Basidiomycota, Microbotryomycetes, Sporidiobolales, Sporidiobolaceae. The record is from RefSeq and is a predicted model, not a curated record.